This is a messenger RNA of Aethina tumida (small hive beetle), 360 nucleotides long. RefSeq names its product cytochrome c oxidase assembly factor 3, mitochondrial (gene Ccdc56). The coding region runs from base 109 to 360 and encodes 83 amino acids. Gene Ontology annotation, biological process: mitochondrial respiratory chain complex IV assembly. The record is from RefSeq and is a predicted model, not a curated record. The transcript has a single exon. Gene Ontology annotation, cellular component: mitochondrial inner membrane. Lineage: Eukaryota; Metazoa; Arthropoda; Insecta; Coleoptera; Nitidulidae.
UACGUCUAAACUUAAAUGUUUAAUUACAGUGAAGUUAGUAAGAAGUACCUCCAGAAAAUGUUGAGGUUAUGUAUGUCAUUCCUGGGUGAUGUGAAAAGGUUUUAAAAAAUGUCUGAAAGUAAUCGCAUGCCGAAAAUCGAUGUCAGCAAAUUAAAACCGUCGGAGUUGGAGUUCAUUCAACGCUUCGAAAAGGAGAAUCGGAUUCGAGUGGAGAAAUUAAAGCGUCUGAGAAGGAAUAACCUCAUAACCGCUGGUAUUCUUGGUGUAAGCAUACUCGGCAUCUACGGGUAUUCUAUGUACGCCGUUAGACAGGAGACGUUCCUCGACGACUUUGACGAACCCGCCAAAACAACACAAUGA